Thelazia callipaeda (thelaziosis nematode) is the source of this 240-nucleotide messenger RNA. NCBI's taxonomy places the organism in Eukaryota, Metazoa, Nematoda, Chromadorea, Rhabditida, Thelaziidae. The record is from the annotation of a GenBank genome assembly.
AUGACACUUGUCUACUUCAGCACUAAUACAUCACCUACUACCACUACUAAUACUACUACUACCAGUACUACAUCACCAAUAUUAGUAAUUGCAGAGAGAGAUUCAUCAUCAAGGCUCACCACACCAAGUGCUGCCGUCCGGAUUGAAUUACGGGCAUUGACGAUUACACGGACUCUCCUCUUCUGGGCCGCCAUAAACAAAAAUCGAAUGAAAAGAGCAGCCGACGGCAACGAAAUUUAA